Tricharina praecox is the source of this 1877-nucleotide messenger RNA. RefSeq names its product CobW/HypB/UreG, nucleotide-binding domain-containing protein. Gene Ontology annotation, cellular component: cytoplasm. The record is from RefSeq and is a predicted model, not a curated record. The transcript is spliced from 3 exons. Lineage: Eukaryota; Fungi; Ascomycota; Pezizomycetes; Pezizales; Pyronemataceae. The coding region runs from base 298 to 1560 and encodes 420 amino acids.
UAACUCAUCACACCCUCCCCCUCACCCGACACCACUCUCCUCACCUCGUCUCAGCUGUCGUCUUCGCCUCCUCCACCCCCCACACACCCCCUUCUCCCUUCACUCUCCGAGCAUUCCCUCCAGCAGCUCCACCGUCGUUGUCAACCGCCUCUCACUCUUUCCGCUCGCCUCCACUGAGCCAUCGUCGCCCUCCAUCCUACCGCUCGAUCGCACUCCAACUCAUCUUCGCCAUCAGUCGUUCCCGCCAUCUCAACCCGCCCACUCCCCGACGCAACCAAUUUCGUCGCCGCGAACGAGAUGCUGUCUCCGCCCACCAACCCGAUCGCAAUCACCAUCCUGACCGGCUUCCUCGGUUCAGGUAAGACGACACUGCUGCUGUCGUUGUUGCCUCAGCUGCCCGCCGGCUACAAGCUGUGCCUGCUCAAGAAUGAGUUCGGUGAUGUGGCCGUCGACUCGAAACUCGCGCAACAGAGUUCGGUUGCCGGCGUCACGGAACUUCUCAACGGCUGUAUCUGCUGUAACCUCGUCGGCCAGCUCGGAGAGGCUCUGCUCACUCUCAGGGACACUUACAAGCCUACACGAAUCGUGAUUGAGACCUCGGGUUCCGCCUUCCCUGCCACACUAGCGAUGGAGGUAAACCGCAUCUCCGCCGAGAAUGGUGGUAUCUUUCCCAUCGACGGCGUCAUCCAAGUCAUCGACGUCGAGAAUUGGGCUGGCUACGCCGACACGAGCUACACCGCGAAGCUGCAAGCAAAGUACACGGAUCUGAUCAUCCUUAACAAGUGGGAAUUCCCGGGGAAGGAGCGCGAGGAGGAGGUGAUGGACCGCAUCCGCGACGUGGCUGACGACACUCCGAUCGUCAAAUCGCGACACGGCUGGGUCGACAAAGACGUCAUCUUCGGAAUCGACGUCAGUCUGGCGCGCAGGCUGUCCACCGACGCUGGAAUCCCCGAGGAACACGACCACGAACACAGCCGCGAGGUUGAUGUCCUCUCGCUUACGCUGCCCCAAUCGAGCGAUGACGACGGCGGAUACGUGGACGUUACGGCGCUCGAGACACUACUCAAGACGGUGCCGAACGACGAGGUCUACCGCAUCAAGGGAAUCCUACGACUGCGCGUACCGCCGCCGCAGCAUCCCGACACCGUUACGAAUGAAGACACACCCAUCACGCCGCCCGCCGGAAACCGCUGGGUGCUUAACUGGGCGUUCGGGCGAUGGCGGUUCGUGCCGCUGCGCGAGAGCAGCGUCAUCACCACUAUCGACACGGAAACUCCGAUCAAGACAGUCGAGGAGUUCCCGCCAUCCAGCCUCACCGUGUGCGCCGAGACCGAGGCUUCGCUGAAGCAGCGCAAGGGCAGCAUCGAAGUCAUGGUACAGACCAGCAUCCGCACGGUCGUCGAGGAGAAGGCUCCCGAAUCCGGCGAGUGCGCACGGAUGAGCUUCGUGCUGGGUCGGGGCGAGGGCCCCCGGUGGAAGGCCAAGCUGGAAAAGAACCCAUUGGUGCGCUACGAUCGUCCUGGCUCAACCACCGUGGCUAGCAUCGUGAGUUUGGUUUAGUGGGCUUCGGUUGGGGGCGGGGGAUUGAUAUGGUUUCUGUAUGGGCGCAGUAUUGGUGUUUGGCGUUUUUAUUUCCCUUUCUUUCUUACUGUUCUGUUCUGUUUUGUUCGUUUUACUUGAUAGGGUUAUUUUUGCGAUUUGUUCAUUGUCUCGCCGCUGCGAUUGGGCAGGCUGGCACAUGUCGAGACUGGACAAUACUGGACCGACAGAUGGAUGAAACGAUGGGGAAUCUCGCAGUACGGUACAUACAACCUACGUAGCCACACGUCGCAUUCUAUACAUACCCAAUCAGUAGUUACAUCUUGUUAGUUAUGGAG